Messenger RNA from Sinocyclocheilus anshuiensis, 1220 nucleotides. RefSeq names its product gap junction delta-2 protein-like. Bases 1 to 1071 code for a protein of 356 amino acids. Gene Ontology annotation, cellular component: connexin complex. The transcript has a single exon. Gene Ontology annotation, biological process: cell-cell signaling. Gene Ontology annotation, molecular function: gap junction channel activity. Lineage: Eukaryota; Metazoa; Chordata; Actinopteri; Cypriniformes; Cyprinidae. The record is from RefSeq and is a predicted model, not a curated record.
AUGGGGGACUGGUCAAUUCUGGGCCGCUUUCUAAAAGAGGUUCAGAAUCAUUCGACAGUCAUCGGUAAGAUCUGGCUGACGGUGCUUCUGAUCUUUCGCAUCCUGCUGGUGAUCCUUGUUGGAGACGCCGUGUACAGCGACGAGCAGUCCAAGUUUACCUGCAAUACACUGCAGCCGGGCUGCAACAACGUCUGCUACGACACUUUUGCCCCUGUCUCACAUUUGCGCUUCUGGGUCUUCCAGAUUGUGCUGGUCUCAACACCUUCCAUCUUCUACAUCAUCUACGUGCUGCACAAAAUCACCAAAGAUGAGAAACUGGAGACAGAGAGGGUCCAGGCAGCGGCUAAGCACUCCGUGGGAGACUAUUCUGGGCAGCUGGAAGGGGACGGUGUCAGACUGGGAUAUGGACACCAGGGAGAAGAAUGGAGUGGUCAGGAUGAAGAAAGCGUGGAGCAAAGUCUCCUGCAGGAUGAUUUUGGUGAGGUCAGCAAGGAUCCAACCACACUCUCCAGUCAGGUUCUCCUCAUCUAUAUUGUUCACAUCUUGAUCCGCUCCGUCCUAGAGAUCAUGUUUCUUGUCGGUCAGUACUACCUGUUUGGAUUUGAGGUGCCUCAUUUGUUUAGAUGCGAAACGUACCCUUGUCCGACACGGACUGAUUGUUUUGUGUCGCGGGCCACUGAAAAGACCAUUUUCCUUAAUUUUAUGUUUAGCAUUAGCCUGGGUUGUUUUCUCCUGAACAUAGUGGAGCUUCACUACCUCGGAUGGAUCUACAUUUUCCGCAUGUUGUGUGCUGCCUGCUUCCUGUGCAUCAGGCCAGAGAGGGAGCUGUAUUCUCAACGCAACCCUUUGCUGCUACGCCUCAGACACUCAAUGCGGAGCAGGCUGGUCCUGCAGUCCCCCACAACCACCUUGUCUGAGGAAAAGACGAGAAUGGCUUUGCUUUCACAUGGCCCAGCCAUUUCCUUUGAGACUGACUCUACUCUUGAAUGCACCUCAAAGAGGAAUCCAAAGAGGGAACGCAUGAGGCUGAAAUUAGCCAACAUGGCUAGAUUUACUGGCAAAAAGUCCUAGUUGUAAUGUCUAUUGAUGGUUUUUAUUUUCUCUUGUUAUAUAAGCUCAUUGUAAAUUUCAGUUUGAGGCCCGUUUCACACACCCUGACCAUAUUAACAAGUAACAGCUUUCACAAUGCAUUUGGCAGUUCUGCGUCCAAGAAGAAGCAC